Marchantia polymorpha subsp. ruderalis is the source of this 3333-nucleotide messenger RNA. The record is from the annotation of a GenBank genome assembly. NCBI's taxonomy places the organism in Eukaryota, Viridiplantae, Streptophyta, Marchantiopsida, Marchantiales, Marchantiaceae.
GGGGAGCGCAGUGGGCACGAUGGCAGGCAUUGGCACGAAGAGAGGAGCGGGGAGGGGCCAGUGAGCUGAAAUGAGUUGGGGCCUGUCGGACUGUCGUUGUCGUUGUCGCCGCUGACAGCUGAGGCCGUGGGAAGAGUAAGUAGAGGCACCUUCGGCCCCCACCCACUGCAGUCCACAAUUCUCGCUCUCCGCAACUCCGAUCUACCACCUGGAUGUGCAUGCCCGCCCUCCCCUCUCCUCUCUUGCUGUCCGUGUGUGCAUAAUUAGGCCCCGCCCAGAGUCGGUGGUGUUGGUGAUCCACAAGGACCGCAAGGCAACAGAACCGAGAGCAGAAUCGCUCUCAGAGAGAAGAGGGAGAGGCGAGGUCUGCGGCCCGAGUGGGCAGAGGGAGAAUUGAAGCAAGAGGGGAGGGGAGGGGAGUUGAAUUGAUAGAGGCGAGGGGUUCUUUUCUGGGAUUUUGGUGCUGCUGCGAGGGCGAUUUGUGCGGGCUGCCGGGCCGUACUCGGGGUAGCCCCUUCUGAUUCUGAUGGUGGUAGCAGCAGCAGCGGCAGCGGAGCGAGGGCGGAAGAAGGUUUGAGCAUUUGUUGGUUUCCGGGCGCGGUGCGUACCGGGAGUGAGUGAGUGAGUGAUUGGUGUGGAGUGCCAAUGGGAGUCCGAUAGCUGGCUCUUCGAUCGGUGAGUUCUGGUUCUGGCAUGGUGCGGCGCACUUGAAGCAAGAGCUCGAGGAGCUUGCACAAAUGUGGAGGCCGGAUUGUGCCUCAGCAGCUGAUCGAGCCUGAUCGGUUUGGGUUUGAGCGAUAGAGAGAGCGAUAGCGAGAGACAUAGAGACAGAGAGAGAGAACGAGAGGGCAAUUGUUGUGGAGUGAAGCGGAAGAGUGAGAUCGUAUCGAUCGGAGAAGCGCGGGGGAGCAUUGCGAUAGCGAUGGAGAAGGUGUGCCAAUUGUCGAUCGAGGUGGAGGACGAAGCGGAAGUGGAGAAACUGGAUUGGAAGGAGACGAUCAAGAAGGGCUUGUCGCUGCAGGAAGUGGAUCUAGAGUCGGGGAAGAAUGGGUGGGGCUCGCCGCCGGGCUCGUAUUUCAAUGUGCGGGCGGCGAAUUACUUCGUCAAGCGGAUGAAAUGCCCGGCGGGCGACUCGCUGCUGAAGCCGCUGGGAGUGGACUGGUUGAAAUCCACGGGGAAAUUGGAGCACGUGAUGGCGCAUCCGGGCAACCUCGUGCGGCAGGUGCUGGACAAGGCGCAGGAGAAGGGCGAGGCGCUCAAGUCGUUCAUCUUCGCGGUGAAUUUGCAGAUCCCUGGCAAGGAUCACCACAGCGCGGUGUUCUACUUCGUGACGGAGGAGCCCAUCCGGCAGGGCUCGCUGCUCUACCGAUUCAUCCACGAGGACGACGCCUUCAGAAACAGCAGGUUCAAGCUCAUCAACAGAAUCGUGCGCGGCCCGUGGAUCGUCAAGGCCGCGGCGGGCAAUCACGCGGCGUGCUUGCUGGGGCGAGCGCUCACCUGCCACUACGUCAAGGGGCCCAACUAUUUGGAGAUCGAUGUGGACAUCGCCUCGUCCACCGUCGCGAACGCGAUCCUGCACCUGGCGCUCGGCUACGUGACGUCGGUGGUGGUGGAUUUGGCCUUCCUGGUCGAGAGCCAGGCCGACGACGAGCUGCCGGAGAAGCUGUUGGGGGCAGUUAGGGUCGCGCACAUGGAAAUCUCCUCGGCCUCCACGCUGGAGCUGCUCCCCGAGACGCCCUCCUCCGACAAGUGCCAGACGCCCACAUUCCAAUUAGGCGGCCUCUCGUGGCGCAAGCUCGGCCGCAGCUUCACCUUCGGCAAGGCCGGCAAGGUCGACGCCGAGGAGGACGCGAGCUGAGCAUCAUCAUCCUAAUCCUAAUCAUCAUCAUCAUCAGCAGCAGCAGCAGCCGCAGCCCUCGAGGCUCACGAGCGACGAGCGCAUUGCGUCUCCGGAUUGGGUCCUCAUCCUUCUCCUCCUAAAUUGGCGAUGGACGAGCUGCCGGGCCACGCGCUAACUAAUCUCACUCUCCCCCGCCCGCGUUUCCGUAAUCUCGGAGCUGGCGCCGGCGACUGAGACCUCCAUUAUAUUUCUGUCACCUGUCACCUGCCACGAACUCCUCCCUGAUCGAACGAUCGAUCGAUCGAUGAAUUUGUCGUCGAGAAAGGCCGGAGAUUGCCUCCGUGCAAAGCGGGCGUGGUUUAGUUACGAUUGAUUCGGUUUAGUUCAGAGCAGAUCAGAUUAGAUUAGAUUAGAUCAGAUCAGAUUAGAGUAGAUUAGAUUAGAUUAGUGUAGGCGAGUCCUGUGUAUUGGAGUUAGUAGCGCACCGAGAGUCGCCCUGGGCUCGAUGAGCGCGAAUGCAUUUGCCUUCUGAGAAAGCGAGCGAGCGAGCGAGGGGAGAGGAGAGGAGAGGAGCGAUACAUUCCGACAAGGAUUCGAACUGAUGGGUAUGGCAGGACCAACCGACUGACGACGAGCAAAAGCUCUGGAUUCCUAGCGACCCGAGUUCUCUGCGGGAGCUGAUGUACAUAGCCCACGAAGGCUGCUCCCCGUGAAGGGUCAGUUCUCUCGCACGCCCGCCCGCGCGCCCGUCCGGAGAGAGCUUACUAUCUCCCGGACAUAUGUAAAAAAAAUUGCCCCUUUACGUGGCCAUUUGCACUCCAGCCCCCUCCCUCUCGCUUGCAUGGCGCAUGACUUGAUUGCACACUGUCACCACUGUCGCUGCAGUCGGGCCGGCCAUUGGCACGAGAUGCGCUCGAGCCUCUUGGCAGGACUCUGCUUUUCUGGACGGUGACUGGCUUUCGCACGACCGCCUCUGUGGCUGGUGCUAUGCUGCUGUGCUGCCCGUCAGGAGCUUAAAGACGACAGAGCUGGUGGGAAAUCGGUUGAAUUCGCCCACGGUCGUGAGUUUGCCCGUGGGAGGAUCGCUCCAUACAGUGCUCUCUGACAGGAUUUUGGACCUGGAUUUCGUCCGCUGAGAAGUGAAGUUCUUGGUUAAGCGAAUAGAACGACGUUUGACAAUUUACCUGGCUCUCAAAGUAGCUGUCCAACUUGGCUCCCUCGCCAUACCCAGCAGAGGCGUGCAGUGUGCCUACACUCGAAGGGGGGCAGCGUCAGUCUAUAAAUGCCAUUGUCAAUUUCUUCCAAGACUUUGAAAAGCCUUUCCACAAUGUGUCACCAACAUUGUUACCUUAUUCAUUCAGUUAUCAACUAGCUGUCGGGAAGAGACAGUUUCAGUUUCACGAUAUCUUUUCAUUUUUUCUUGAAUUAAAACCUUCUCAUCUAAAAUGUAAAUCGAACAAGUACAGUUACAUGGCAAAAUUCUUCAUUUGGAG